Fusarium tjaetaba is the source of this 798-nucleotide messenger RNA. RefSeq names its product tetratricopeptide repeat 36. Lineage: Eukaryota; Fungi; Ascomycota; Sordariomycetes; Hypocreales; Nectriaceae. The transcript has a single exon. The record is from RefSeq and is a predicted model, not a curated record. Bases 1 to 798 code for a protein of 265 amino acids. Gene Ontology annotation, biological process: cilium assembly.
AUGGCAUCAGUAUGCUUAAGCCAACACGAUAUCAAUAUCCUCGAGAAAAUCAAGGAUCCGGAGUCAAACCCAUAUGCCGGUAUCGUUCUAGACUCCUCAUUACCACGGGACCCAAACAUUACGGAUGCCACGAUAUAUGAGCGAGUAAUCGAGAGGGAGCGAGGCAUAAUUCGUUCCAUCCAGAGCCUUGAAACCCAGUUGAAGAGUCUUGGAUCUGAGGAAGGAAAAGAUGUUGCUGUCAAGGGCUAUCAGCAAAGCCUUUCGGCGGUUGAGAGUAUGAUUGCCGAGUAUCCCAACUACGCCAGCGCCAGAAACAACCGUGUACAGAUCCUUAGGCGGCUAUAUGGAGAUGCGAUGAUGCUCUCCGAUACCAGAGACACCUCCGCGCCCUUAAUAGAGUCACCCGACCAGGCGGAAAGGAAAAAGGCUGUUGUAACAGCAUUGAGCGAUAUCGAAGCGUCGAUCGCACUUCUUACCCCUUCAUCACUAAGCAUGCCUGUUUCUCCUCAGGCUGCGCGCACUCUGUCUAUGGCUCACACCCAACGAGCUGCAUUAUAUCUGAAAACAGCCAGACUAAUGCUAAGUCGCUCUUUGGAUAUCGAUGGGAUCCUCGAAGAAUCCAAAUGGGAAAGACUCGACUUCGAGGGUGCCGCAUCUCGAGACCUGGCAUUUGGUGGAAAGUAUGGAAAUCCAAUUGCAAAGGGUUUGGCCGUAAGUGUCAACCCUACGGCGAAACUCUGCGGACAAAUUGUUCGAGAAGCGAUGAAGAAGGAAUACGGCCCAUCUUUUGGUGACUAA